This is a messenger RNA of Rotaria sp. Silwood2, 1353 nucleotides long. Lineage: Eukaryota; Metazoa; Rotifera; Eurotatoria; Philodinida; Philodinidae. The record is from the annotation of a GenBank genome assembly.
AUGGCCAAUUUUGAUGCAGCUAAAGCAUUAUUUCUACAAGUUGAUACUAAUCGAGAUGGAAGUAUUGAUCAAAAUGAAUUUCGUAAUUGGCUUUCAAAUGCAGAAGGAUUAAAUUCUGCAUCGUAUGAAUCAUCAACUAGUGGACUUAUUCUUAAUGAUAAUGUUACUAGUCGAAUUGAUGGAAAUGAAUAUAAAUUUAGUUCUCAAAAUUCAUUUGAAUCUGCGGCUGACAUAAAUGCUUCAUAUGAAGCUGCAACAGCAUCAGAUGAAUUGACUGGUAAUACAGCGAUUCAUGCAAAUAAUGUACAACAAACGAACCAAUAUCUUUCACAGUCAACUAAAAAUAUUUAUUAUGAUCCUAAUCCACAAAUUGUUCGACGAGCAGCAAUUGGAGGUCCAGUAACUUAUCAACAAAAAAUUCUUGUUCGAUUUCUUCAACCACCAGCCAUUCCAUCACCAGGACCACUUAUUAUUAAAGAAGUGCGUCCAGCACAACCGCCUCCACCUCCACCACUUAUCGUACGCCAACGUGCACAAUCUCUUCCUACACCAUCUCCACUUAUCUUACGUGAACGUCCACCAAUACCACCAGCAAUAAUUGCUAGCCAAACAAUUAUUCGCCGUUUACCUACUAUACCUGUUCCACCACGAUCUGUUAUUAUUGAACGUAUUCCAUCUCGUCCACAAAAACCACGUAAAAUCAUUAUUUUCAUUGAUCAGCUUCAAUUAUUUUUCUAUUUAGGUGAUAUUAUAAUUGAACGGUGGAUUCCCUAUGGGCCUCAACCAAAACGUCGUAUCAUUGUUCAACGUGCUCUUCCUGCUGUACCAUAUCCACAACCACGUAAUAUCGUCGUUAUUUAUGAAACUGCUCCAGCACAUAUAAUCCGACAAUUUAAAAAACUCGGUGUUAUGCACGAAAAUCCUCAAGCUUAUAUAGCUCGUUAUGGGACAUCACUUUUAGAUUCUGCAACACUUAUUCAACAAGCUCGUAAUGCUGGUGUUGUUGAAGAUAUAUCGCCUCCUGCACCACCAUCUUCCAUAUAUCUUGGCACAGGUGGAAAUACUGUCCGUUUUGGUCUGUCACAUCCAACAACUGGUCAAAAUUUUUCGUCAUCAGAUGCAACUAAUUUUGACGGAAUUCAACUAGUUGGUGGUACAGAAGCUGUAAAUCUUGGUAAUACAAAUUAUUUAUCAUCAAAUUUUGUUGAUGAUAGUGCUUUAGCUAGUAGUGUUAAUAUAGCUAAAGCUGCAUUUGAUGUAGGUGGUACAAGUUUUAUUACCAAAUCUGAUAUCAUUCAUGAUGGACAAUUAAAUCAAACAGAAUUGAAACGAUUUCUUCAAAGCCAUAUCUAA